Alternaria alternata is the source of this 996-nucleotide messenger RNA. RefSeq lists its product as hypothetical. The record is from RefSeq and is a predicted model, not a curated record. NCBI's taxonomy places the organism in Eukaryota, Fungi, Ascomycota, Dothideomycetes, Pleosporales, Pleosporaceae. The transcript has 2 exons. Bases 1 to 765 code for a protein of 254 amino acids.
AUGUCUACAGAAAGAGGCGACUUCUACUACCCGCUUGAGGAAGACCAUCUCAACAUCAAUUACAAUGAUCAGGUGGACGUGUAUUGGUGGUCAACAUUCGCGGAGCUGCUGCUGAUCAAUUGCUCUGAGAGCGUCGCCGGAGGGAAGGGCUAUAACUUUAGAAGGAAUAUCAAUGAGAACGGGACGGAACGCUGGGGCCCGAUCCAGCUCUCGCAGGAAUUUGACGACUGGAGCAAACCCGUUGGCUGCCAGCUUGCUAUUUUCGCAAGUGGGAUUGGAAGUAUUACUGGUGCGACAAUAGGUGUCACUUCUGAUCCUACCCAUAGCGCAUCAAUCAUGGCGAUGUCUUCGACUGCGGCAAAGGACCCUGUAAUAACCCCCUCCACGACACCGGCACCAAGCGUGACACCAAGCUCUGCAGCUCCCACAACAACACCUACAGACCCGAUAGUCACAGGGUCCACAGGCGACGGCGGCGGCCUGUCUACAGGAGCAAAGGCCGGCAUUGGUGUUGGCGUAGGUGUGGGCGCGAUUCUGGUUGCGGCCGCGGCAUACUUGUUCUAUCGCAAUCAUCGCAAGAUGAAAGACCUGAACGCAAGAUUGAGCUACCAAUCAGAAGCGCAGCAGUACAGCAAGCCAGCCGGCGUUGCGGUCGCACAUCACGCAGGCAAUGAGUACAAUAGUCCGUACAGCGAGGCUACAGCAUGGUCGCAGGAACAUCAUUCACCGCAGGCGCCACCACGAGAGCUCGGGGGUUCGCAGUAAGAGCGUAGAGAUUUGCUGUAGUGGGCGAUCAUCUAGAUAUAUUAAGAAGAGAGCCACGCUCGUCAAUUUAAUCUUUUAAGGCGUAUGACAACUUACAUGACCAGAAAGAUUUGAGACAAUUCGAAAGGAUGGGCCGAGGCGUGGUUAAAUUCGAAGAUGGCACGGUGCUCUCGAAUCGGCUCAUGCGCAACGCUUCUUAGGACGGCAAGAACAGCCAACAAAAUCAAGCCC